AGAACCCUAAAUUCCAGGAAGAUCUCAAUAGGAAUUUACAAAAACCAAAGCUUCAAGCAAUCAUCAAAGCAAAAAAAAAAAAAAAAAGCUUAAAACUUGGAUUUUUAAUUUCUUUCUUAAAGCUACAAGCUUUCUGAUUGUGGUUUCAGUGUACGAACACGCAAGUUAUCGCGUGAGAAGUUUGGUUCCAAGCCUCAGCAAAAGGGCUUCUCUGUAUUUAGGGCUGUUUUGUUUCUGUCUUAAUUUCUCAAAAAUUGAAGCUUUGAUUUGGUUUCAAGAGAGCAGAGAUGUGUAGUUUGUCGGCGAAUCUAUUGCUACCAACGAAGCUGAAACCAGCUUAUUCUGACAAACGGAGUAACAAUAAUAGCAGCUCACUCUUCUUCGGCAAUAGAAGAUCCAAGAAGAAGAAUCAAUCGAUUGUUCCCGUUGCGAGGUUGUUUGGACCGGCGAUAUUUGAAUCAUCCAAAUUGAAAGUAUUGUUUUUAGGGGUUGAUGAGAAGAAGCAUCCAUCAACGCUCCCUAGAACGUACACUCUCACUCACAGUGACAUUACGGCUAAAUUAACAUUAGCUAUUUCCCACUCCAUAAACAAUUCUCAGUUGCAAGGAUGGGCAAAUAGGUUAUACCGAGAUGAAGUUGUGGCAGAAUGGAAGAAAGUGAAGGGGCAAAUGUCGCUUCACGUUCAUUGUCAUAUAAGCGGUGGCCAUUUCCUUUUAGACCUCUUUGCAAAGUUUCGGUACUACAUCUUUUGCAAAGAGCUACCAGUGGUCUUGAAGGCUUUUGUACAUGGAGAUGGAAAUUUGUUGAACAACUAUCCUGAGUUACAAGAAGCUCUUGUUUGGGUUUAUUUCCAUUCGAAUGUUGAUGAGUUCAACCGAGUUGAGUGUUGGGGUCCGCUUUGGGAAGCUACUUCUCCUGAUGGUCACAGGAGUGAUACUCUACCCGAGAUUCGGUGCGCGGACAAGUGCAGUUGUUGUUUUCCACCCGUUAGCUCGAUCCCAUGGUCUCAUAGUCUUAGUAAUGAAGGUGUUAAUAAUGGUUACUCAGGGACACAGACUGAGGGAAUUGCUACUCCUAAUCCGGAGAAACUCUAGUGAUUUGAUAUGGAAUUGCAAGUUUUUCUCUUUUGGUUUAUGGUAGUUUGUAAAGUGAAAAGGAAAUGGAAGAUUCCUCUUGGUGGAUCUAGUAUUGGUUUGGUCUGGUGUAAAUAAUAUGGUAUAGGAAGAUGAUGAUUGUUUGUAGGUUAAAAAUAGUACAACAUUAAGUUAAAACAUGUUUGAUAUUUUGUAUCUUUUCUUUAAAAGUCUUUGGCCAUA
Molecule: messenger RNA, 1316 nt
Organism: Capsella rubella
Lineage: Eukaryota; Viridiplantae; Streptophyta; Magnoliopsida; Brassicales; Brassicaceae
Product: protein STAY-GREEN 1, chloroplastic
Exons: 4
Coding region: 288-1094 (268 amino acids)
Source: RefSeq, a predicted model, not a curated record